Messenger RNA from Cucurbita maxima (winter squash), 4217 nucleotides. RefSeq lists its product as uncharacterized. NCBI's taxonomy places the organism in Eukaryota, Viridiplantae, Streptophyta, Magnoliopsida, Cucurbitales, Cucurbitaceae. The transcript has 6 exons. The coding region runs from base 439 to 4101 and encodes 1220 amino acids. The record is from RefSeq and is a predicted model, not a curated record.
CGUAAUUUAGUUUGACGUGGACCAAUUUAUCCGCAAACCGCUAGUCCUCUCCGGGUCUAGUCUUCUCUCUCGGACAUAACCCCAAAUCCCGAUUCCCAACUCCUAAGAAACCGUUUUCCUUUCUUCUCCGCCGCCGUCGCCCUAUCUCCGACCGGUGCAUCUACAUUCCGGCGAUCCCUUUACCUCACUCUCUCUAGGGUUUUUCUUGUUUUCUUUUUCCUUUUUGUAUUUCGUGUUCCGCUUGAAACCUCUGCUAUUUCAGUGUGAAUCCCUGAUUUGGGUGUUUUUGUUUUAUCUUUGUGGGGAACGGCGUUGCUGUUAGGGUUUUGAUUUUGCCCAGUCGAGCUGUGGGAUACGGCUAGAAGAUUUGAAAUUUAGGGUUCUUUUUAAUUUACUUGGGGGUUUGUUUUGAAAUUAGGGUUUUCAGUGUGAUUCAGUAUGCCGAGGGGUUCGAGGCACAAAUCUAGUAGACAGGGGUUGAAGGAUGCUAAGGAAUCUUCGGACUCGGAAAAUGAUUCCACUCUGAGAGAUCGGAAGGGCAAAGAGAGUGGGAGUAGGGUAAUGAAGGACUCUGCUUCUAGUGAGAAGCGCAGAUUCGAAUCGAAGGAUUCAAAAGAGUUCUACGGUUCAGAGAAUCUGGAGAUGGAAGAGCAUGGACAUUCGAAGCGGCGUAAGGAGAGGUAUGAUGAGGGAACGACUGAUAGGUGGAAUGGGGGAAGCGACGAUGAGCUUGGUGUUCCUUCCAAAAAGUCAAAAACGUUGGUGGAUUCGAAGAGCAAGAGAAGGGACGAGAGUGUGGGAUUUCACGGGGAUGGCGAAGAACACAAGAAGAGUAGUGGAAAGGGCGAGGGAAGGCACCGGGAGUCAAGCCGAAAGGAGGGUAGGAAUGGUGGAGGGGAAAGGGAAAGGGAAAGGGAGAGGGAGAGGGAGAGGGAGAAGGAUAGGAAAGGUAGAGAAGGAAGAAGUGACAGGGGGGUUGCAAGUGAAGAUCUCCGUGUUGAAAAACAAGUGGAAAAGAACUCAGAGAAUGUGUUGCAUAGCCCUGGAUUAGAGAAUCACCUGGAGAUCCGAGUUAGGAAGAGAACUGGUUCUUUUGAUGGGGAUAAACAUAAAGAUGAUAUAGGGGAUGUCGAUAAUAGACAGCUAUCUUCAAAGAAUGAUACUGUGAAGGAUGGAAGACGAAAGAGUGAGAAAUACAAGGAUGAGAGAAAUAGGGAGAAGUACCGGGAAGAUGUUGAUAGGGAUGGCAAGGAAAGACAUGAACAACUUGUUAAAGAUCACAUUAGCAGGUCAAAUGACAGAGAUUUGAGAGAUGAGAAGGAUGCAAUGGAUAUGCAUCAUAAGAGAAAUAAGCCUCAAGAUAGCGAUCCUGAUCGAGAGGUAACCAAGGCCAAACGUGAAGGUGAUAUAGAUGCUAUGAGAGAUCAAGAUCAUGAUCGCCACCAUGCAUAUGAACGUGAUCAUGAACAAGAGAGUAGGCGUAGACGUGAUCGUGGUCGGGAUCGUGACCGUGACCGUGAUCGGGAUAGUAGACGACAUCGUAGUCGAAGCCGUGCUCGUGACCGUUACUCUGAUUAUGAAUGUGAUGUUGAUCGAGAUGGAUAUCAUUUUGAUGAUCAAUACACAAAAUAUGUUGAUAGUAGGGGAAGGAAAAGAUCUCCUAAUGAUCAUGAUGAUUCUGUUGAUGCUAGAUCUAAAAGUUUGAAGAAUAGUCACCAUGCAAAUGAUGAAAAGAAGUCUUUGAGCAAUGAUAAAGUGGACUCAGAUGCUGAGAGAGGAAGAUCUCAAUCACGAUCCCGUCAUGGAGAUGUUAGUUUAAGUAGCCAUAGACGGAAGAGUUCACCCAGUUCUCAUUCACGUGUUGUCACAGAUGAAUACAGGCAUCAAGAUCAGGAAGAUUUGAGAGACCGAUACCCAAAAAAGGAAGAUAGGUCCAAAUCCAUUUCUACUAGAGAUAAAGGUGUUCUUUCAGUAGUACAGGAAAAGGGUUCCAAAUACACUUAUUCGGAGAAACCCAGUGAAAUAGAGGGUGGCAAUGCUACUGAGAUGUUACGAGACAGGACUUUAAAUUCUAAGAAUGUUGACAUUGAAGAAAGUGGACGAAGGCACAAUAAUUCUAUUGAUGCCAAAGACCUCUCUUCCAAUAAGGAUAGGCAUAGCUGGGAUAUACAAGGAGAGAAACCUGUGAUGGAUGAUUCAUCUCAGGUAGAGUCUUAUUAUAGCAAAGGUAGUCAGAGCAAUCCAUCACCAUUCCAUCCUCGCCCUGCUUUUAGGGGUGGAGUUGAUAUUCCUUUUGAUGGUUCACUAGAUGAUGAUGGCAGACUUAAUUCUAAUAGCCAUUUUCGAAGGGGUAAUGAUCCAAAUAUGGGUAGAGUACAUGGCAACACUUGGAGAGGUGUUCCAAACUGGACAGCACCACUACCAAAUGGCUUUAUCCCUUUCCAGCAUGGACCUCCUCCUCAUGGAAGUUUCCAAUCACUUAUGCCACAGUUUCCAGCACCACCUAUGUUUGGUAUCAGACCCCCGCUUGAUAUCAAUCACUCGGGAAUUCAUUAUCGGAUGCCUGAUGCUGACAGAUUUUCAAGUCACAUGCAUCCACUAGGGUGGCAGAAUAUGUUGGAUGGUUCAAGCCCUUCUCACUUGCAUGGAUGGGAUGCAAACAACGGUAUCUUUAGGGAUGAAUCUCAUAUUUAUAAUGGAGCUGAAUGGGAUGAGAACAGGCAGAUGGUGAAUGGUCGAGGUUGGGACUCCAAAGCUGAAAUGUGGAAGAGACAGAGUGGCUCCCUGAAAAGGGAAAUACCUUCCCAAUUUCAGAAAGAUGAGCGUUUGGUGCAAGAUCCUGUUGAUGAUGUAUCAAGUAAAGAGAUAUGUGAUGAGAAUGCUGAUACCGUUUUAACAAAAACUGCUGAAAUAAGGCCUAAUAUCCCUUCUGCAAAAGAAAGCCCCAACACCCCCGAACUUUUAUCUGAAACACCAGCUCCUCUUAGUCGGUCAAUGGAUGAUAAUUCUAAACUUAGUUGUUCUUACCUUUCUAAGCUUAAGAUUUCCACAGAACUUGCACUUCCUGAUUUGUACCAACAGUGUCAGAGAUUGAUGGACAUUGAGCACUGUGCAACUGCAGAUGAGGAAACUGCUGCUUAUAUAGUUCUUGAGGGUGGUAUGAGAGCUGUGUCCGUCUCUUCAAAUAGUGCACAAAUAUCUCUUUUCCGUCCAAACAAGAACUCAGUUUUUCAGCAUGCAAUGGACUUGUAUAAAAAGCAGAGAACGGAAAUGAAGGAGAUGCAAGCUAUUUCUAGGGAAAUGCCCUUCUCUGAGAGGAUGCUUGUAGAAGAGCAGGGGAUGCAAGUUGUUUCCGGGGGAAUGGCUUUCUCGGAGAGGAAACAUGAAGAGAAGGGCUUUAAUUUCAAUAAUGAAGAAGUUAAGGCUCCUGUUUCAACUGUUGAUGCGGAAAUGACACAGGCACCCAUCAAAACCACUGGUGUUGAUAAGGCAAUUGAGGCAGAUGCUGCUUUGGGUAAAUUGGAGGAUUUGGCAGUUGAGGCGGAUGCUGCUUUGGGGGAACUGGAGGAUUUGGCAGUUGAGGCGGAUUCUGCUUUGGGGGAACUGGAGGAUUUGGCUUCACCUGCCACUCGGGAGGUUAAGUGUCUUGAGAACUCAGAGGAGUCGGUGCCGACUACCAAUUCAACAGAAGUGGUUAUGAUGGAUUCAGAGCAGCAGGCGAACCUAGACGCUGAGAAGGAUACCAUUGUCAUAGCAAAUGACAACACACCAGUUAAUAACAUCAAUGAAUCCAGUAACGACGACGACAUGAAGGGGAUUGUCAAUGGCAAAGACUCUCCACGAUGCGAUGAAUUGAGUAACAACAACGACAUCAAGGGGAUUGUGAAUGGCAAAGAAUCUCCAGGAUGUGGAGUUGGUAAUUCUUGUUUUGACAAAGCAGUGAGUGGUCCUUUAUCUUUUGCAGGAGGAGAUGAAAUAGGGGGGGAGAGUUGUGAGGAGGGGGGGUUAAUGGGUGGUGGUGGUGGUGGUGGUGGUGUGCCAAUAGGGUCAGAGUCUUUAAUUUUGAGUCAGAUACGUCAUUCUCCUGAAAGUACACAUUGAAACAAUUUUAAUAUCGCUUCUGCAUUUCAUAUUUUGCUUAGUUUUAAGUUAUUGAUUUUUCUAUAUUCAUGUUGCUUCAUCUUCCUGCAAGGAAUAAAAUUUCCUACUGUUCUGCA